AUUUCAUGACUUUUCGGAUGUUGUUUCGAAAUUUCUAUUAAUGGAGACGUUAUGAAAUAUCGACUUAGUGUUGGCAUGUUGGCACCAUUGACACAGAUUGAUUCAAUAUUUUAUAAUGAACAAAUAAACAAUAAAUAAGAAAAUAGGACAUAUUGUUCCAAUUGUCAGUUGUCACAACCACCGUAUAGAAGUAAAUCACCCACAACUUAUCAAUUAAUAAUAAAGAUGGGUGAUGACCCAUAUGCUUCGGUCGCGAAGGGGAAGCUCAAAUUGAAGACGGAUACAACUAUAAAGAAAAAGAAAAAAAAGAAAAAUCAAAAGCUACUGGAACAGGUAACCAAGACACUAGAAACGGAAGAUCUUCAGAAAUCCGAAGAAUCCAAACCUAAACAGACCAAAACUAAAGCUGAAUUGGCUUUUCUACAGCAACAGGAAAAAAUGAAAACUAAACGCAUAUUAGACAAGGCAUCACAAACUCACAAGGAAAGAGUAGAAAAAUUCAAUCAACAUCUAGAUAGUCUCACAGAACAUUUUGAUAUUCCAAAAGUAUCUUGGACAAAAUGAUGGGAUUUGUUUAAUUUCAAUGAUUGUGGGAUAAUUAUGCUGAUAAUCUAGAAAGUGGAAGGGAGUACUUUAUAUUUUGUGAAUAAUGUUCACAAUAUAAUCAACAAACAUACUUGACACAGCUAUGAUACUUGUAAUAGAAUAAAUUUAUUUAUUGCCA
Leptinotarsa decemlineata (Colorado potato beetle) is the source of this 724-nucleotide messenger RNA. RefSeq names its product protein FAM32A-like. Lineage: Eukaryota; Metazoa; Arthropoda; Insecta; Coleoptera; Chrysomelidae. The record is from RefSeq and is a predicted model, not a curated record. Gene Ontology annotation, cellular component: nucleolus.